Messenger RNA from Guillardia theta CCMP2712, 1485 nucleotides. RefSeq lists its product as hypothetical. The coding region runs from base 1 to 1485 and encodes 494 amino acids. Gene Ontology annotation, molecular function: rRNA (guanine-N2-)-methyltransferase activity; rRNA (guanine-N7-)-methyltransferase activity; RNA binding. The transcript is spliced from 11 exons. Gene Ontology annotation, biological process: methylation. The record is from RefSeq and is a predicted model, not a curated record. NCBI's taxonomy places the organism in Eukaryota, Cryptophyceae, Pyrenomonadales, Geminigeraceae.
AUGGGACUCGAAGCCCUCGUGAAGCAGGAGCUUGAAGAGCUUGGAUACUCCAAUUGCCUUGCUAAGAAUGGCAGAGUGGAGGUACAAGCUCCCUCCUCUGCCAUCCCUCGUCUCAACAUCAACCUUCGCACAGCCAAUCGAGUACUCCUUGAGCUUGCGGAGUUCGAGGCUUGCUCCUUUGACGAGCUCUUCGAUGGCGUGUCUGCAAUAGAAUGGAAGCGCUGGGUCCCCAAAGGCGCAUCGUUCCCAGUGGUUGGAAAGAGCGUCGACUCUAUCCUCCACAGUGUGCCUGCCUGUCAGUCUAUCUGCAAGAAGGCGAUUUCUUCUUCACUUACAAAUGGCAUGGGAUCUGUGACAAAGGAAAAUUGGGUGGAGGAAGAUCCUAGGAACGGAGUGUGUGAGGUUGAGGUAGCAAUCAGCAAGAAUUUGGUGAAGAUUUCGAUCGAUACGAGUGGAGCUGCGUUGAGCAGGAGAGGGUAUCGCACAAAAGUGUUGGAUAAUGGAGCCCCGCUCAAAGAGACCCUUGCAGCCGGCAUUCUCAUGUUGAGCCGUUGGACUCCAGACCGACCUCUAUACGAUCCUUUCUGUGGCAGUGGAACCAUCCUUCUUGAAGCAGCACUCAUGGGAAGGAAAAUCGCUCCCGGGAUGCGGCGCUCCUUUGCGGCAGAAUCGAUUUCAACAUUGAGCCCUGCGAGUGAAUGGGCGCAGGCACGGGAGGAAGCGAAAGGGAAGGAAGUGGAGGAGAAGGUGGCUCGCAAACAGCUGCGACUGUUCGGCUCCGACAUCGACCAACGCGCCGUCCAAUUGACUCACUCACAUCUAAGAGCAGCAGACGUCCAGCAGCACGUGCAGCUUAGCGUUGCUGAUGUAGCACGCGUUGCUCCUCCUCCUGGCGAGUUUGGAUGCAUUGUAACGAACCCACCGUAUGGGAUGCGAUUGGGAGAGUCGCAGCGAGCAAACGAAGAGCUGGCAUCUCUUUGGAGGAAACUUGACACCUGGAGUUUGUUUGCUCUGAGCGGAGAUGUUCACUUCGAGGAGGAUAUUGGGAGGAAAGCAACCAAGCGCAGGAAGCUCUACAACGGGAAGUUGCCAUGCCAGCAUCAGGCUGGAACGAAGAUCAAGAGGUAUGCGGAAGGCAAGAAAGGAUUACGACUGGUCACUGUCAUGCAGAUGGUCAAUGUCAGAAUCGAUCGCUGGGUUUGCAUCAAGAACUGUGGUGCCUGCUGCUAUUUGGCUCCUGACUUCGGUCCUGAGCCACCUGAAGACCCUGAAGAUGCUCAAAAGCGGUUGUACAACGUGCCAAAGCGAGACUUCCAAGAAGUCGCUAUCGGAGCUUGCAAGGUGAUGGAGGCGGAGCAGAGGCGGAUGAGGAGCGGGACGUUGAAGCGUUUGCAGCAAACCAUCAUCGACGUGUUUGGCGAUGAAUCUCUCGAGUAUGACAGGUACUUGAGGGCUGUAGGGGAAGACAGUGAUGAAGAUUAUUGA